Silurus meridionalis is the source of this 1759-nucleotide messenger RNA. It is a transcript of the gene nudt22, whose product is annotated as nudix (nucleoside diphosphate linked moiety X)-type motif 22. The record is from RefSeq and is a predicted model, not a curated record. The transcript is spliced from 6 exons. Gene Ontology annotation, molecular function: GDP-mannose hydrolase activity. NCBI's taxonomy places the organism in Eukaryota, Metazoa, Chordata, Actinopteri, Siluriformes, Siluridae. Bases 183 to 1313 code for a protein of 376 amino acids.
UUUAUGAACUUGUGAGGAUUAGCUCAUAGUCAUAUUCAUAAAUGAAAUGUUUUGUAUCGCUUUGUAAAUAUUAAUUGUGAUGAGGAAUGAAAGUUAGCUGGCUAGCUGCAGCCAUGCUUCUGCUUUCUGACAGUUUCCUGUUUUGAAAAAGAAGUUCCUCAGAGAACACAAACCCCAGCAAAAUGGACCAUGAGGUGUCUGUGAUGCUGCACUGUGCUCCAGCUCAGGGCUUUGAAGAGCACCAAGUAGAAGCAGAGAUAUCCAGCAGGUUCAACCGCAGUAGUGUUCCUGAGAUCGAGGAACAUAUCGAGGCGGUGUGGAACGAGCGUGUGACCAAAGAACCGUGGCUUUUCAACGGGGCUAAAUUCAGACUGCACUUGGCAGAGCUCUCCACGAAACCUCCUCAGGCCCAUACGCACUUCUGCACUACGGCUGAAGCUCCUGCCUCGCAAACUGUUCACUGUGAAACAGCCGAGAUCUAUGAUAAGCCUGGGAAUUAUCCGGCUCGAAAUCAUAUUACCUUGCAUUGCGUUGGUGAAGGAGAGCAUGCCUCUCAGAGAGAAAUGCAUGGUUUGUCAGUUAAUGCAAUAAUUGAGAAGAGCAGCAGCUGUAGAGAAGGUGAAGGAGAACCUGAGGAUGAAGGAACCUCUGCGGUGAUGGUCAGAUUGCAGCUGGGUUUGACGUGUUAUAAAGACUUCCUAGGAACCAACUGGUCACAGGAGGCUGUGAACUUGCAGAAGCGUGGACAGCUGGAGCUGGGAGAUCCUCAGGCUCUUCUGGCACAGCCUCUUGGUGUCGGUGCGGUCCUUCUUACCUCAGAUGAACAGGUGGUGAUGCUGAGAAGGAGUCAGAGAGUCGCAGAGGCAGCAGGGCUUUUAGACAUACCUGGUGGGCAUCCUGAGCCUAAGGCUGUGUGUCAGGGGAUGAGUGAGGAGGGUAUCAGCAUCGAACUCCUACAGGGUUGUGAGAAAGCUGUCGUGGCAGAGAUCUUCUCCUCGAUCUGUGCGGAGGUCAGGGACGAGGUAAAUGUUCCACUGGAUUUUCUCAGCGCACCUGUUUUGAUGGGAAUAGCACUGAACCACACCAGUGCAGGACGGCCCAGUGCAGAGUUUUUCAUCAGGUGUUCUCUGACGGAGGAGGAAGUGAAGGAGUUUUAUUGGCGCGGAGGUCCUGAAGCUCAUGAGUCUACAGAUAUAGUGUUCCUGAGUAAAUCAGAGAUGCUGCAGUUGGAUGUGAAGUCACCCUUGUGGUCAGAAUUGUGCCCUUCAGCUAAAGGAGCCGUGCUGCUGUACCAACUAGUGAGACCUGAUUAGUCUUAAAGUACAACAAAUGUUUGGUUUAAAAGAUUUCCAGGUCUCAAAUAAAUCAUUAAUGAUUUCAAAUAUAUCUUUGAAAACUGUAUUUCAUAACAUUGCCAUACUAUGAAACUGGAGCUUUUUUUUCUUUCUGAAAAUAAAGGCCAGUCCAAGUCCAAGUGGAGCAGGUGGAGCUGGUUGAGGGAGAGUAAAGAAGCUUGAUAUUUUUUACACCAAUUUUUAUUCGCCUUUAAGGUUAAAUAGGGUUUUAACAUUAUUAUUUUUUUAUAACUGUAAAGGUUCUGGACUCUAUAUAAUGUAUACUUUUUUAUUGUAUUUUAGAGCUUAAUAUAUUUUACAUAAACGGUUUCUGAAUUUAUUUAAACAUCUGAAAUGUGACCAAUUUUUUAUGUCAGUUUCACGUGUACCAUCAUGAAAAUCAAUAAAACAUUCUACAUGAACGA